Molecule: messenger RNA, 1428 nt
Organism: Mesorhabditis spiculigera
Lineage: Eukaryota; Metazoa; Nematoda; Chromadorea; Rhabditida; Rhabditidae
Source: the annotation of a GenBank genome assembly
AUGAUGUUGUCUUCGUUUCUUUGUCCUCUCCACUCUUCCGACCUCUCUUUCCCUUCUUCCGGUCAAUUGAUCGAUGUCCUGCCCACCGUCUUCAGGGUCCUCACCGUGGUGUUUGUCCUCGAUUGGGUCUCUGGGCCCCGUCCAUCCAUCCAAGAUUCCCGCUUUGGGGCGCCCGCACUUUCCGCCUUGGCCUUUGCUUCGGGACCUGUCCAAAUUGGCCCGUGGGGUAUCACGACCUAUCAAAGGGGAAUGAAUAUCCUCUGCUGCAUCAUCGGUGUUUUCGCAGCCUGCCAGCAUCGACGAUCACUACUUGCAGUCUUUGCCACCACAAAUUUUAUAUCUUUCAUCUACAAUCUGCUCCUUCUUUUCUGGUACGAAGGAGUGUUCCCAACGACCAGCCACUACGCGUUGCUCCUCUCGUUUGGGUUGCCGUUCUCAUUUUCAUUUUUCUUAAAGUACACGCCGGGAUGUUCAUCACAUUUCGAUUUGAAGAACUCGUACUGGGUCCAAGACGACUGCCUGAUCCCGUUCGUCCAUCUCGAAGCGGCGCAGUCCGUAAUUCACGGCGUGCUGGCUCUUACCUGCCUAAUUACGACUACGGUGGUCCUAUGUACCCCGAAGAAGCGGAAGCGGAAGAGCAAAUCGGCCUCACUUCCAACCGUUAGCGCGGAAAGUGUCGUAUCUGGAGAUAUCGAAAAAAGACCUCGAUCUCGUGCUCCAACUCGAUCACUGCCAGAUUCGGGCUCCUCCGUACGUUCCGGAUACGUCAAUUCAUCCUAUGAUUCUCGUGAAGAUGUAUCGGCUGUGAGAAGUGCUCCGAAUUAUCGGAUGCCACCUCUGAAUAACCAUCCCAUUCAAGCGUUUCCUAACGAGAACUAUGAAGAUGUUGAUCCGGAGCCACCCCAACGUCAGCCUGCCGCUUCACAACUACAGUACUCCAAGCGGAAAUCGAAGGGACAAUCGAGGGUGGUGCAAGAGGAGAGGGAUGAGUCAUUCUGCUCCUCCUCCACCACGGGCACGAUCCCCUCCCUGCACUCGCUCGUGUCCUUUGACCCCAAAAGCACCAACUAUCUCACGGUGCAAGAGAGGAUACCCACCGACGAUAGCGAGACGGAAGGCCCGUCGACGUCUUCGGGAUCACAGCAGAGUGACGAUUAUGAGGUGGAGGAGGUGAAGGUUGAGGCUCCGCCACCACCUGAUGCUCAAUAUUCGAAGGUGAAGAAGAGGCCGAAGAAGGAACCUCCAGAAGCGUCAUUUGAAACUCCCCGUAGUGCUCGGGAUGAAAUCCCGGCGAAGCCCCGGGAGACCAGGGACCGUGACUACGAUCAGGAGCACGAGGACCCGGCCUACGAGCGGAUAUCGGCAUAUCGACGCCUUGGCCAGGCAGCAGCCGAACGUGCUCGCGACCACCGGCAAGCGCUCGCAGGG